ACAAGUAGUGCUCCACACAAUGAUAACCACAAUUUGGGAGAAGACCUAUUGAAGUCAUGGAUAUGGACAAAUCGGUUGUAGGCAAUAAAAUAGAUUUACAGAUUACACAGGUUCCUUGAAGGUCUAGAAUUGUGUUAUUCUCAGCCUCAGGCCUCCCGUAGGCGUCUGCACCUGCCACCUCAUCACUGCUCAUCAUCAUCAUCAACUUCAUUCAUAAAAUCUCACCGGCGUCGUCGUCCUGCAGUGACCCUGUGAAGAUACUCUGCUGCUCGCGAGACUUAAAAGUUUGAGUGUCUCUCAUGCGUCUGCGAUUAAUGUGCAGCGACAUCUUUAACAGCACCGUCAGCUGAAGAAGUAGGUGUGAGGUGAUUAAGACACCUGUCAGCGUCAUCAGUUGGUUUUUUCUUACAAACGAUGUGACUGCACUGACAGGGAAACAUUAAUCAAACAUUUAAACCAGCUGCAACCUGCAGGAGAGCACAACGCUUAAAGUAAGAGAGUUCAACAAUGUCUCUACUAGUCACGUUGCUUUUGCUGUCGCUGGUUUCUCAGUGUUGGACUGCUCCACAGAGGAGAAACUGGACUUCUCAGGCCAUCCUAUACCUGAAAGGAGCACAGGGACGCCGCUCAUUUUUGGAACGUGCCAGAAGAGAGGAAGAAAACACUUUUCACUCAGGGACUCACAAGCAGAACAGAGAUGGCCGAGGAUCAUCUUUGCUUUUAUCCAUUUUACUGGAACUCCUACAGCGAGCUGUAGAAGAAGAUGCAGGCAAUCCAGAUAAUUACCUGGACUAUCAGGAGGUGAAUAUAACCCACUUGUGAACAUUCAUCAGAGCCCACUUCUAUGUUUUUCUGUUUCUUAUGUUGCUUGUUAUAUUUUAUUGUUAUUGUUGAUUUUUGUCUGCGUGUCACAAAUUUGAUAUAAAUAAA
Oreochromis aureus is the source of this 930-nucleotide messenger RNA. Its product is annotated as spexin prohormone 1-like. The coding region runs from base 508 to 822 and encodes 104 amino acids. Lineage: Eukaryota; Metazoa; Chordata; Actinopteri; Cichliformes; Cichlidae. The transcript has 6 exons. The record is from RefSeq and is a predicted model, not a curated record. Gene Ontology annotation, molecular function: neuropeptide hormone activity.